AUGGCACAUCCUCUCUCCAGAACUUGCCAUUCACUUUUAACCCCACGUAUUUACUUGGUUCCUAGGAAUUUGACACUUGGUGCCACACGUCAACCUCUAGAAUCCCCUGAAGAUACUCAAACAACUGAGGAAGAAGAAGUAGGUAGCCAAGAGCAUGUGGUGAUCAUUCCCAUUCAAGAAGUGAUUCCUCAAGCACAGAAGGUUUCAACUAAUUCUGACAUCACCACUGAAAACAAAGCUGAGCAAGAGAAUAAUACUCAUCAAGAUGGUGGAGUCCAAAAUCAAGAGGAAGAGCAAAAGGGAGUAGUGAAUGAGGAAGCCAAAGAGGAGAAGAAUAAGAGUAAGACCGCAAAAGAGCAAAAUGGAAAGGAGAAAAAAAGAGGGAGAAAAAAGAGAAAUAUUGAAGGGUACCAGAGGUAUGUGUAUGGGGUGUUGAAGCAAGUGCACCCUGAAAUGGGAAUUUCUUCCAAGUGCAUGACUGCUCUGAACAACUUGAUGAAUGACAUGUUUGAGAGGCUGACUUUUGAGGUUUCUAAGCUGACGGACUACACUGGACACAUGACAUUGUCUUCAAGGGAGAUUCAAGGAGUAGUGAGGCUGGUUCUCCCAGGAGAGCUUGAAAAGCAUGCUAUUGCUGAAGGGGUCAAAGCUGUUAACAACUACACAUCCUAUGAUGCAUGA
Messenger RNA from Glycine soja, 681 nucleotides. Its product is annotated as histone H2B-like. Gene Ontology annotation, cellular component: nucleosome. Gene Ontology annotation, biological process: nucleosome assembly. Gene Ontology annotation, molecular function: protein heterodimerization activity; structural constituent of chromatin; DNA binding. The transcript is spliced from 2 exons. Lineage: Eukaryota; Viridiplantae; Streptophyta; Magnoliopsida; Fabales; Fabaceae. The coding region runs from base 1 to 681 and encodes 226 amino acids. The record is from RefSeq and is a predicted model, not a curated record.